AUGGCUAAAACAACCUUAGCGAACGAAGUUUACAAUGAUGCGUGCAUUCGUUCUCAUUUUGAUGUUUGUGCCUGCGCUACUAUUUUGCAACAGCACAAUGUAAAAGAAAUCUUGUUGAGCCUUCUGCGUUCUACUAAGAGUGACUCAUUUGACAUGAACGAUGAAGCAGAGCUUGCAAACAUGCUACAAAAGAGUUUAAAGGGUAAGAGAUAUUUAAUUGUAUUGGAUGAUAUGUGGAAAACUGAAGCAUGGGAUGUCGUGAGACUAUGUUUUCCAAGUGAAAACAAGGGGAGUGGAAUAUUAUUGACGACCCGUAACAUUGAAGUAGCUCACGAUGCUGGUACAGAGAAUCUUUCUUUGCAUAUGGAUUUAAUGGGUCCGGAUGAGAGUUGGAACCUUUUCAAAAGUGUUGCAUUUGCAAAUGAAGCAUUACCAUCUGAGUUCGAGACUAUUGGGAAGAAAAUUGCAGAGAAAUGUCACGGGUUACCACUAACUAUUCUCGUGGUUGCUGGGCUUGGGUUCGAGUGUGCUACAAACUGGUAA
Capsicum annuum is the source of this 543-nucleotide messenger RNA. RefSeq names its product putative late blight resistance protein homolog R1A-3. Gene Ontology annotation, biological process: defense response to other organism. The record is from RefSeq and is a predicted model, not a curated record. The transcript has 3 exons. Gene Ontology annotation, molecular function: ADP binding. Bases 1 to 543 code for a protein of 180 amino acids. Lineage: Eukaryota; Viridiplantae; Streptophyta; Magnoliopsida; Solanales; Solanaceae.